Triplophysa dalaica is the source of this 441-nucleotide messenger RNA. RefSeq names its product snaclec rhodocetin subunit delta-like. The transcript is spliced from 2 exons. NCBI's taxonomy places the organism in Eukaryota, Metazoa, Chordata, Actinopteri, Cypriniformes, Nemacheilidae. The record is from RefSeq and is a predicted model, not a curated record. The coding region runs from base 40 to 441 and encodes 133 amino acids.
GUACCAUUUAAAGUGAACAUACACUAUAAGAAGGAAAAGAUGAAGCAGCUGUGCCUCUAUAUUAUUUUAUUCUCAGGACUAGUGUGUGUAGGUGUGUGUAAACCGCGCGAGUAUAUUCUGAUCAAACAGCUGAAGACGUGGACUGACGCACAGUCUUACUGCAGAUUGAAUCACUAUGAUCUGGCCACCGUUCAGACUGAUGAAGAUCUGACAAAUCUGCGUCAGACAGCCAGCGAAGAUGGCAUGAUAUCAGCUGGCUGGAUCGGAUUCUACAAUGACAUCAACACCUGGAGAUGGUCUUAUCAGGACGAGAGCGUCAUUUAUAGCAACAGGUAUUCCCUAGGUUCAACAAUGAAGUGUGCAUCAAUAUAUCCCGAUGGAUACUGGUAUGAAGUCAACUGUGCAAACUCAUACGAAUUUAUGUGUUCUGAUGGUGAGUGA